AGUACCAAACAGUUCGCUUUCCAUGACACUCCUACCAUUUACUCUCUCUCUCUCUCUCUCCCCCUCUCUCUUACUUUCUCUCUCUAAUAGAAAACUUUUCUUCGAGCAACUCUUCUUCGUUUCUCCACAGUCGCAAGAGGAGAAAAAUCUAAGGAGAAGAAUCCUCAGGACGACGCCGUCUGAGACCCCCGACGUCCGCAUAGGCCGCCGUUUCGUUUCUUUUCACUUCGGUGGGAGCAGGCCGACCGUUUACACGCUCCGACGGGAGUUUGUCGGAAGAAUCCGAUCGUCGAAACGUUGCCGUGUGUUGAUCACUUGAAGGAGGACUUUUUCGUCGUUUCCUGGUGAAGAUGGUUGAUUGAUUUUGAUUUGGUUUCUGAGUUAGGGAGAUAGGAAUAAAGGUUUGGGAGGGGAAAGGCAUCGUAUAUGGGUAAGGUGGUGGUGGCGUUGGCGGCGGGGUGUGCGGUGGCGGCUUGCGUGGUGGCUUCGAUGAUGGUGGAGAGGAGUGUGAGGCGGCGGAGGGCGUGGAGGAGGGUGGUAAGGUUGCUGGAGGAACUGGAGGAGGGCUGCGCUACCCCCGUUGGGCGGCUGCGGCAGGUUGUCGAUGCUAUGGCGGUUGAGAUGCACGCUGGCCUCGCGUCUGAGGGCGGGUCUAAGCUUAAAAUGCUCCUCACCUACGUUCACAAACUCCCUACUGGGAAGGAAAGAGGAACUUAUUAUGCUCUACAUCUUGGUGGAACAAAUUCCCGAGUAUUGCGUGUUCAGUUAGGAGGCCAGAGAUCUACUAUCAUUGGACGUGACCUUGAUCGACAACCCAUUCCGCAGAAUUUGAUGACCAGCACAAGCGAGGAGCUCUUUGAUUUUGUAGCAACAUUGUUGAAGGAUUUUGUUGAAAGAGAAGAAAAAGGUUCCAUAACUACACAACAGGAAAGCAGGGAACUUGGAUUCACAUUUUCAUUUCCAGUGAAACAAACUUCUUCAUCAUCAGGAAAUCUAAUUAAAUGGACAAAAGGAUUCUCAGUUGAAGACAUGGUUGGAAGAGAUGUUUCUGAGUGCUUGCAGCAAGCAAUAUCUCGUAAAGGCCUGGACAUGCGAGUGGCUGUUCUCGUAAAUGAUACUGUGGGGACAUUGGCUCUUGGUCAUUAUGAUGAUGAGGACACAGUAGCCGCUGUGAUUUUUGGUACAGGUACUAAUGCCUGUUAUUUGGAGCGUGCAGAUGCCAUCAUUAAGUGCCAAGGACUACUUACAACUUCAGGAGGCAUGGUUGUCAACAUGGAAUGGGGAAAUUUUUGGUCUUCUCAUUUGCCAAGAACUUCGUACGAUAUCGACUUGGAUGCUGAUAGUCCUAAUCCAAAUGAUCAGGGUUUUGAGAAAAUGAUAUCAGGAAUGUACCUAGGUGACAUUGUACGAAGAGUAAUUCUCCAGAUGUCGCAGGAAUCAGAUGUGUUUGGACCUGUUUCUUCCAAACUACAUGUGCCCUUCAUCUUGAGGACACAUUUGAUGGCUGCUAUGCAUGAGGAUGACUCCCCUAACUUGACCGAGGUGGCCAGAGUACUAAAAGAUACCCUGGAGAUCCCCGAUGUCCCUUUUAGCGUCCGGAGGCUUGUCGUGAACAUCUGUGAUGUAGUGACACGCAGAGCAGCACGACUGGCAGCUGCUGGCAUUGUGGGGAUACUGAAGAAGAUUGGACGGGAUGGAAGUGGUGGAAUUGCGGGUGGGAAAACCAAAGUUGGAAGCAAGAAUAAGAUGAUGAGGAGAACGGUAGUGGCGGUUGAGGGGGGAUUAUAUACAGACUAUACAAUGUUCAGAGAGUACCUAAAUGAAGCGAUGGAAGAGAUAUUAGGCGAAGAUGUUGCUCCGUAUGUCGUCAUCAAGAUGACCAAAGAUGGGUCGGGUAUUGGAGCAGCACUUUUAGCUGCAUCUCAUUCAGCAUCCUCCACUGGAUAGAGUAGAGUUGCCGUAGUUGCAUGAAUAUCAUAGAUUAUGUAGCUUCUGUAAAUUUGUAGAAUCAUAUUCAUACCUUGGAGGGAAGGGUUGUGCAUAUGUGUCGUAUAGUAGGCUGAUAUUAUAGGUUACUUGUCUUUUUUCCCUCAAUAUUUAUUACAUUCUAGGAUCUAAGGAGCUGUCGAAUUGUGAAAUGUCAUCAUCUCCUCCAGUCUGUAUAAUAGGUAUAGUGUUACUAUGGGUUGAAACAUUAAGUGUGAUUCUAUUUAUUCAUUUAUUUAUUACAUAAAAAUGUGGAAUAUUUUAUGA
This is a messenger RNA of Sesamum indicum (sesame), 2253 nucleotides long. RefSeq names its product hexokinase-3. Gene Ontology annotation, cellular component: mitochondrion; cytosol. Gene Ontology annotation, biological process: carbohydrate metabolic process; intracellular glucose homeostasis. The record is from RefSeq and is a predicted model, not a curated record. Gene Ontology annotation, molecular function: D-glucose binding; hexokinase activity; ATP binding. NCBI's taxonomy places the organism in Eukaryota, Viridiplantae, Streptophyta, Magnoliopsida, Lamiales, Pedaliaceae.